AUGGGCAUCCAGGGCAUGGAGCUGUGCGCCAUGGCCGUGGUGGUGCUGCUGUUCAUCGCCGUCCUCAAGCAGUUCGGCAUCCUGGAGCCCAUGUCCAUGGAAGGUGAGUUCAUGGGGCCCAGAGAGAAGAGACGUGAUCUAGGUGGUUCUGAGAGAGCUCUGGCUGCCCAGUUGCCAGUCCUACCACGGUCAGAGGUGACCUUCCUGGCCCCAGUCACGCGGCCAGACAAGGUGGUGUGUGUGGGAAUGAAUUAUGUGGACCACUGCAAAGAGCAGAACGUUCCAGUGCCAAAGGAGCCCAUCAUCUUCAGCAAGUUUGCCAGCUCCAUCGUGGGGCCCUACGAUGAGGUCAUCCUCCCACCGGAGAGUCAGGAGGUGGACUGGGAGGUGGAGCUGGCUGUGGUCAUUGGAAAGAAAGGCAAGCGCAUCAAGGCCACAGAUGCCAUGGCUCAUGUGGCCGGCUUCACUGUGGCUCAUGAUGUAAGUGCUCGUGACUGGCAAAUGAGACGCAAUGGGAAGCAGUGGCUGCUGGGAAAAACCUUUGACACCUUCUGCCCCCUGGGCCCUGCCUUGGUGACCAAGGACAGCAUAGCAGAUCCACACAACUUAAAGAUCUGCUGCCGAGUGAAUGGGGAGGUGGUCCAGAGCAGCAAUACCAACCAGAUGGUAUUUAAGACCGAAGAGCUGAUAGCCUGGGUCUCCCAGUUCGUUACUCUUUACCCAGGGGACGUCAUCCUGACUGGGACCCCCCCAGGUGUUGGUGUAUUCAGAAAACCUCCAGUCUUUCUCAAGAAGGGGGAUGAAGUUCAGUGUGAAAUUGAAGAACUAGGCAUAAUCAUCAACAAGGUGGUGUGAGGGCUCUCCCCACAGGCCCUGGACUUAAGAAGUGGGGCGUCCAUUCUCUCCCAGGGCCAGCUGCCUCUUCCAGGUAGAGUGAGAGGAGAAGCUUGCUUUCCUCAUCAAUAAAAUUCUCAGCCAAAGCAGCA
Leptonychotes weddellii (Weddell seal) is the source of this 986-nucleotide messenger RNA. The record is from RefSeq and is a predicted model, not a curated record. Lineage: Eukaryota; Metazoa; Chordata; Mammalia; Carnivora; Phocidae.